AUGUUGUCAAUAGAGAGAGCAGUUAUCUCGCGACAGCAGGUGAUGUCCAGUUUCUGCAGGUCCUUGUUCUUCUCUGAGAUUAAGGAUAAAUCUUCGUCGGUGACACCCAAGCAUUUGCUAAAGCUCAGCUCCCUCAGCGAUGAACAAGAAUUCGCGACAACUUUCAAUCCAUAAGUAGAAAAUCGGCAGCCAUCUAACUGGAGAGAUUGCAACCUUGAGAACUUCUGCAAACUGUUCGCCAAAGAGUGAGAAACCUGCAUGACAGUAAUAAGAAAUGGAUCUUUCAGCGACAGUAUUUAUCCAAUUUUUUCUUCUGGUGCGAAACCAGGACGAGAGUUUAGACUCACAGUGCCACAGUGUGACAGAAUGAGCUCACGUAGAUGCACAGCUCCCCUUGAUAGAGAAGAGAAUCCAAGAUAUCCAACAUGCCGAGAGUUUGACAGGUUGAGGGUCUGCAGAAAACCGUUGAUGAGUGACGACGACAAAAGGAAUGAAACUUUGGAACAUAAACCCAUAUACUAACAGUAUAACAUUUAACAUCAGCUGUUGGGUACGCAUGCAGAGAUGGAGCAAUCACCAGCAGUUGCAGUCAACAGAUGUUGCGGUACUAGUGAGUUUAAUGAAGAGCAAUAUGAUAUGAUAUCUAUCACUGUGAUGAAGAUCAUUUCUUCGGUAAUGCACAUGUUACCCGCAUAGAGUUUUCUUGUGAGGAUGAGUCUUCUGGAUGAAUGAGGAAACAGAAAAAGGCGAGGACUGAAGAUUACCACGAGGGAUUUGCAUUUCUGUUGAAUAGUUGCAAGGCUCUCAUCAUCAAUCCCACGGCAUCCUUCGAGGGAUAAAUCCUGCAGAUUCUUCAGUUGCAGUAUUGGCUGCAGGCAUUGCCCUGUGACCUGCGAAUUGUGAAGAAGAAAUUGUCGGUACAUUCUAAAUCACUGAUUCAGUCACCCCUGAAUCAAUCGCUGAAUCGCUGAAGAACAUGAAAUUGUGUAUUCUGAAGAAAGGUUCAUGGAAUAUAUUAAUCCCAAAACCAUGUAAAAUCUCGAAAAGGUGAUAAAAACUCUGGCCCAUUGCAGGCUGAGAAGAUGAUGCCCAUCUACCUGAACAUAAGAGAUGUCAAGAGAACGAAUCUCCUUGCAUUUUACCGCCACGAGCCCCACCGCAAGAUCCGUCACGCCCAGGCACCAUCUCAAACUGAGCGCCCUCAGUCUUGGGCAUCCAACGGCGAUGCAUCCGAGACCCAUGUCCGUGACCAUCUUGCACCUGGUCAGCGACAGCCUUUCCAGAUUCUUCGCCCGCCCGAUCGUCGCUGCCGCGGCGUCACUCAGUUCCGUCGCAUUCGACAAGUCGAUCUCCACCAAUGAGGAGCAGUUGGUCACGAGGCUCUCUAGUCCGACUUGGGUGAAGGACCUCGAUUUCGACAGGUCGAUGGAACGGAGCGACGAGCCUAGGGAUAGGGCCACCGUUGCGAGGCAAGCGUCGGUUACCCGGGGGCAGAGGGAGAGAUCGAGACGCGAGACAGAGGGAUACCGAGAGAGGACGGUGGGGAGAAGAUCGACACGGCGGGGCUUCAGCACCCUGCGGUGGCGGGAUUCGGCGGCGUACCAGGACUUGCAGACGAGGGAGAAACUCUUCUUGUCCAGGGGAUUGGAAUCUAAACAAUCGAGGAUCAUGAAAAAGGUCUCCUCCGCCAAGGCAUCAAAAUAG
Spirodela intermedia is the source of this 1704-nucleotide messenger RNA. The record is from the annotation of a GenBank genome assembly. Lineage: Eukaryota; Viridiplantae; Streptophyta; Magnoliopsida; Alismatales; Araceae.